AUGGCGGGCCCUGCCGGAGCGAGCAAAGAUGGCAAGAAGAAGCGAGUGUUAGUCGUUGGUGCUGGAGCUGCUGGAAUGUCAUGUGCUCACCACCUCUCUGAACAUCCCGACAAAUUCGAUGUUACCCUCAUCGAUGCAGUAGACUAUUGCGGGGGGCAAGCGUUCUCAAUUGGAAUCGACAAAGAGCGCCAUGGAGCUGAAUGGCUGAAUCAGGGGGUACAGGGUGGCAGUUACAUUUUCCACCACACCUUGACCAUGUUUGCGAGGCAAAAUCAUCACGCCGACCCUGUCAAUCUGCAGGUUUCGUUUGGCAAAGACGAUAUUUUCUGGACCAAUGUGUUUCCUACCCAGCUCCUCGACCGUCACCAGAAAGAGAUUAGAAGGUUCAACACGAUGCUAAAGAUUGUGCGGUGGUUUGAGCUCUUCUUCGCACUAAUCCCUAUAAAGAUACUUUUUAAGAUGUUCUUCUUUUCUGAGGAAUUUACGAACACGGUCGCUAUGCCGAUGAUAGCACUCUUCCUAGGAACUGGGAAUGAAACGCCAAAUGUACCAAGCAUCAUCCUAGAGAGGCUCUGCACCAGCCCAACUUAUGGCAUGUGGUAUCCCGCAGACAAGUUGAGCGUUGUCAGCAAUUUGCCACCUAUGGUUGUCUUUCCAAGGUUUGGGGAGUUCUAUGAGCGAUGGAGACAAGACUUGCUCAACCGAGGUGUCACAGUAAGACUUUCAACCGAGGUCACCCGGGUUGUGAGGCGAGAUAAGACUGGUGUCACCGUUAAGUUGAUUAAACGCACGCCAAUGCCAGAUUCACACAACCCGAAUAGCGCCUGGGUACCGUACGACAACGACCACAAUGCCGACCCAAAUGCAAAGGAGAUUGAAGAGCAUUACGAUGAGCUGGUUCUUUGCGUGCUUGCCGAUACAGCUAAGCGCAUCCUCUCACCCACCGCCUCUUUUCGUGAAAAGAAGGUGCUCGGCUCCGCUAAAUUCUCCGACGACAUUACGGUAACUCACUGGGAUGCUGACUACAUGCGCAAGCACUACGAGAAUUUCUACAACCACGAUCAAGCCGUGACGAAACUCUCCCUUGUCGACCAAACUGCCCGUAACGAUAUGGCCCAGAAAUCCUUCAAGCCCAUGUAUUACAUCAAAAUGUACCCUCAGGACCGCUCGAAGCUGGAAAUGUGCUUCGACUGCACGAAUUAUCAGAGUCAAUUCCCGCCCGAGGUACCGUUCGACAAACAUGUAUUCCAGACAAUCUAUCUGAAUAAGGCAAGGGAUGGACAUCUUUGGAGUAUUGACGAGAUCAACAAGGAUAAAAUUAUUAGGAAAGAUUGGUGGCAUCAGCUCUGCCAUGGUUGGACGCACUACGCUUUUGUCGUGCCGUGGAUGUGGUUCCUCCAAGGGCACAAAAAGACACGCUACGCUGCUGCUUGGACACUAAUCAACGCUCACGAGGUUGCUGUCAUGAGCGGUAUCGCUGCUGCUGUCGAUCUUGGAGCUCAGUACCCGGCGGAUCUAGAGCGCGACAAGUUUGCUUUCCUCAGUUUCAGGUUAUACUAUUUGCUCGCGUACGGGAAAUGGUAUAGCAGAAAGGCGACCAAGAAUUCAAAAGAAGGCACAGGCAAGGACUGGGCUAGUGGAAUCUACGGAAGCGUGUACCGUGGACCGGGUGUCUCUGACAUUGACCGACGUCAGUGGCGUGAGGAGAACAACAUCGAGGACGAGCCUAUCAAAUAUGCAUUCCCUUCGGACUCUGGAAAGAGGUAAUGCUUGUGCGAGGAUUGAGGCCCGGCGGUAGUGAGCUGUGGGAAACUCAACGGGCGUGAAACUAAGAAAUCUAAUGUGAGGAUCUGAUCCCGUAGAUCAGGUAACCUAUCUCGGGUUCAUUAAUUGAAAUACGUAAAGUAACUGAGUUUGGUCCUUUGACCUAUUGCUGCG
This is a messenger RNA of Cucurbitaria berberidis CBS 394.84, 1938 nucleotides long. Its product is annotated as FAD/NAD(P)-binding domain-containing protein. Gene Ontology annotation, molecular function: oxidoreductase activity. The coding region runs from base 1 to 1767 and encodes 588 amino acids. The transcript has 3 exons. Lineage: Eukaryota; Fungi; Ascomycota; Dothideomycetes; Pleosporales; Cucurbitariaceae. The record is from RefSeq and is a predicted model, not a curated record.